AUGAUCCCUCGUCGGGCUUCGCGCUGGCUUGUUCGGCUUGCCGUGCUCGCAGUGAUUGUGCCGCUAAUUCUCCAGUGGCUGGUCGCCUAUGUCGUUGGGAGCGAUGCCCGAAUUCUUCCACCCGAGCUUCUUCUCGCCAGAAACCUCCUGCUCGUGACAGCCCACCCCGACGACGAGUGCCUAUUCUUCUCUCCCAGCAUUCUCGGAGUUCUUGAUCGGAACAAGCGGGUGACUGGUGGAUUGCUGGUCAUGUCCACAGGCAACAACUACGGCAAAGGAGACACCAGGAAAACUGAGCUCGCCGGCUCGUGUGAAGCACUCGGCAUCUCGGCGGAUCGCUGCGUUGCCCUUGACCAUCCUGACCUCCAAGAUAACCCCAGAGAGUGGUGGAACACUGAGCUCAUCGAAGGGUUUGUGCAUGAGCACGUGAGGAAAUGGGACAUUGAUGCUAUCAUCACAUUCGACGAAGGUGGAGUGAGCGGACACAUAAACCACAGAGCGGUCAGCGCCGCCGUCAGUCACUACACUGCGACGAAUCCCCAGUCGCCCAUCGCGUACACGCUGACGACCACCUCUUUACUCCGAAAAUACACCAUCCUGGGCGACCUCCCUUACACAGUGCUGCCCUUUUUGUGGCGCAUUAUCGAGGCGCUAUCCUACCCCGCCAUCACAGCUGAAGUCCGUGAAGGCGGCACGGCCUUGGUUGCGAAUACUUGGCACCGAUAUCUCUUGACCCGUCGUGCUUUUGCCCAGCACGACAGCCAGUACAGCUGGGAUCGGCACUUGUACAUGAUUUUGAGCCGAUAUGUCUGGUUUAAUGAUCUGAAGAGGCUUCCUCACACGGCUGCUGACGAAGCAUUCAGGACAGCCGUCAAGACCUAG
This is a messenger RNA of Podospora anserina S mat+, 882 nucleotides long. RefSeq lists its product as uncharacterized. The coding region runs from base 1 to 882 and encodes 293 amino acids. The record is from RefSeq and is a predicted model, not a curated record. Gene Ontology annotation, molecular function: N-acetylglucosaminylphosphatidylinositol deacetylase activity. The transcript is spliced from 4 exons. Gene Ontology annotation, cellular component: endoplasmic reticulum. Gene Ontology annotation, biological process: GPI anchor biosynthetic process. NCBI's taxonomy places the organism in Eukaryota, Fungi, Ascomycota, Sordariomycetes, Sordariales, Podosporaceae.